AUGCACGGUCUCAUUUCUCUCGGUACGGCCCUUGCCGUCAUGGUUCAAGGCACCACCGCUGCCACGAGCGCUGUUGCAACUUGGUAUGGUGGAAACCUGAACGGAGGUAACUGCCUGUUUUCCGGUUACACGUUGCCAUCAAGCGUCCUGGGUACUGCCUUGUCCUAUACCAACUACAACGGAAACUGCGGUACUUGCCUCAAUGUGAAGGGACCCAAGGGUAACACCAUCAAGGUUAUGGUCGUCGAUAAGUGCCCCUCAGGUUGCGGAAACGGCCAACUCGAUCUCUUCCCCGACGCUUUCGCCAAGCUCGACGAUCCCAAUAAGGGACAGAUCAGCGUCUCAUGGGAACAGGUUCCUUGCGGCAUCACCUCACCCUUGAUCGUCCGAAACAAGGAAGGAACUUCGAAAUAUUGGUUCUCCAUGCAAGUUGUGAACCACAACUACCCAGUCACCAAGUUCGAAGUCAGUACCGACAGCGGCAAGAGCUGGCAGCCCACCGUCCGUCAGGACUACAACUACUGGCAGAAGAGCAGUGGUGACGGCUUCCUUGUGGACACAGUCAGCGUCCGCGUCACCUGCUCCAACGGUAAGCAGGUCGUCGUAAACAAAGUUGGUACCAAGGAGAAGGCCUCCUUCACUGCAUCGGGCAACUGUUAG
Molecule: messenger RNA, 660 nt
Organism: Colletotrichum abscissum
Lineage: Eukaryota; Fungi; Ascomycota; Sordariomycetes; Glomerellales; Glomerellaceae
Product: rare lipoprotein A
Exons: 3
Coding region: 1-660 (219 amino acids)
Source: RefSeq, a predicted model, not a curated record